Molecule: messenger RNA, 525 nt
Organism: Trichophyton rubrum CBS 118892
Lineage: Eukaryota; Fungi; Ascomycota; Eurotiomycetes; Onygenales; Arthrodermataceae
Exons: 1
Coding region: 1-525 (174 amino acids)
Source: RefSeq, a predicted model, not a curated record
AUGGUGUUGGUGACGGCGCCGCAGCGCCUGCCCGUGCGUAUAGAGGGCAUUUAUGCAUCUAUCCUGCAAUUAUCAGGGGUCGUAUACGACGGCUACAAGCUGGAUAUUUGCCUGGGAACUGAAGAGGGAGAUACAGUAAGCUUCAUUCUUGCCGGUCAUGGAACCUUGGUUGAUGCGAACUCUGUCUGCUUAAUGCCUUCCUGUUCAUUUGCACGGUACCAUCUAGUGAAUGGCAAUGAUUUGAACAGUGGUGGAUAUUUGGUAGAAUUUGGUAAGCGAUAUGGUCUCGUUGAUUCGUCAGUGUGCAUUCUAAGGGUUAAAAUACGCCAUGUACAGAUAGAGCUCCAUGUAAAAAGAAAAGAAAAGAAAAGGCAAUCACCUAUAUCGCUGGAAAAACCGCUCCUCUUCCAUACGCUCUCUAACUUUUUGUAUAAUCGUAUCAUCGUAGACCUCAGAGUGUUUCUUGCCUCCCUUGAGCACUUCCGUCUCAUGGUGCAGCGCUUCCUCCUUGGUCAUGCACACUAG